Molecule: messenger RNA, 1431 nt
Organism: Laccaria bicolor S238N-H82
Lineage: Eukaryota; Fungi; Basidiomycota; Agaricomycetes; Agaricales; Hydnangiaceae
Exons: 5
Coding region: 1-1431 (476 amino acids)
Source: RefSeq, a predicted model, not a curated record
AUGGAAUCUGCCGUAGGCACCCCACGUCCUUCACAAGUCGCUUCUCUAACACCUUUUAGCAACGGAGCGACAAACGCCUCAGCACUUCCCUUGGCUUGUCCUCAACCAGGCGUCGACUCUUCAGCCUACACAGAAGACUGUCUGUCAAUGGUAUUAUACGUCCCACCUUCCCUCAAUUCAGCUAGCGAUGCUCCCACUAUUAUGUGGGUACAUGGCGGUUCGUUCAUUGUGGGUUCUGCGUCUGGGCCUGGUUUGGAUGGCUCUAAGCUUGCUAUCGCCACUGGAUCGAUUGUUGCCGUUGUGCAGUACCGUUUGGGAGCUCUGGGAUUUAUGGCUCCCAACGGCGGUACAAACCUCGCUGUUAAAGACCUCGUCACUGCUAUGCAGUUUUUGAAGAAGGUCGUUCCGGCUUUCGGUGGAAGCAGCUCAAAAAUCACCCUCGCUGGCCAGAGCAGCGGAGCCAACAUGAUCAGGGCGCUCCUCGCAGUUCCGUCCGCGUCGUCCCUUUUCAAAUCUGCAAUCCUCCAGUCUGAUCCCAUGAAUUAUGGCUUUCUUUCUACGGCCACACAGCAAACGCUGCAGAACAACUUCAACAGCCUAAUCAAUUGUGACGCCAGCAACACAGCAUGUCAGAAUGGUCUUUCCCUCAAUUCCAUUCUAGGUGCUCAGAUGAAUUUGUUCUCCAAUGCUAUCAACCUCGACCCCGCUGCGGGCAACGCUCAGCCCAUCAGACCAGUCAAGGACGGCUACUUUAUAACUUCACCCCUCGAUUCGACAGCGCCGUUUCCAGCUGUCAACAAGCCUCUCCUGAUCUCUACCGUCGCCCAAGAGGCUGGGUUUGCUAUCUACAAUGCAUUCCCAGACCCUUUGCCCGAAGCGGCAUUCCAGCCAAUCUGUGACGCCACAUUUGGUAGCGGCCGAACGCCUGCAGUAGUAUCAUCCCCGAACUAUGCACCCGUUUCAUCGCUGGAUGGAUCAGUGGAUGCUCGCACACAACUACAGGUUGUGGGUACAGAUUACCUUUGGAGAUGUUCUAGCUGGACCUUCGCACGUAACUGGGUCCAGCAUGGAGGCGCUGCCUACGUUGGGCAAUACGUCGUUGGCACUUCUUACCCAGGUAACAGUGCAGUCUCAUUUUGCAAUGGACCGGGAAUUGUUUGUCAUCAAGAUGAUAUUGAAAUAGUGUUUGGCACGACAUCAAAUCCUACAUCCGCACAAUCAGCUCUCACUACCGAGAUGCAAAAACGCUACAAGGCGUUCUUGACUAAUGGAAACCCCAAUGUAGCCGGUGUCGCCAGUUGGGCAGCAGCGACGUCUUCUGAUGUCCACUCCAUCCUCUUGGGCGGGUCCGGGGAAACCGCCGUUGGGGCUUGUGAGCCGGACUUCUGGGGUUCCACUGUCCAAUACGACUAUCAAUUUUAUAAUGAAUAA